AUGCCCAGUCGGAAACCCGCGCACGGGGGCUGUCUAGACCCACGUCUCGGAGUGUCAGACAAGGUCUCGGCCUGUGCAACUUGCAAACGAAAAUUGGUGGAUUGUGCGGGACAUUUUGGCUACAUUAGAUUAGCCUUGCCCGUCUUUCAUAUUGGAUUCUUACGCCAUACACUACAUCUGCUCCAAUGCGUCUGCAAAACCUGUUCCAGGGUACUCAUGCCCGAGUCGGAUCGGCAAAAGCAUUUGAGCCGCAUGCGCAGUCCAAAGACUGAUGCGUUGAGUAAGGCGGCACUCUUCAAAAAGGUGGUGGAAAAAUGCAAAAAAGUUCGCGUGUGUCCGCAUUGUGGAGGACACAACGGUACGGUAAAAAAGAUCACCGGUGUGCCGACGCUUAAAAUCGUACACGAGCGCUACAAGGGACGAAACGCCGAGGACGAGCUGGACGAACUAAUUGCCAAUCUAGAAGUCUCCUUGAAGAUGAAUAAGGAUGUCGGGACUGCCAUUUCUGGGUCGAGUCUUCCCUACGAGGAUUUGUUGCCAACUCGAGCUUUGGAGAUCUUUACGCACAUCUCCGACGAUGACUGCGAAGUCUUAUGGAUCGAUCCGCUCAUUGGGCGACCAGAGACGCUCAUUUUGCAGAGUAUUCUCGUCCCGCCAGUUCCCAUUCGACCGUCGGUGGCGAUGGAUGUUGGUGGAGGUAGCAACGAGGAUGAUCUUACCGUCAAGUUACAGGAGAUAAUUGAUGUCAAUGUGGCUUUGGAACUGGCCUUGAUGAAGGGUCCCCAGACACGCACCAUUAUGGAAGAGUGGGACUUUUUGCAAGUACAAGUUGCGCAGUACAUCAAUGGCGAGAUGCCAGGUUUGCAAAGACCGAUCGGGUCGAAACCCAUGAGGGGCCUAUGUCAGCGUCUUAAAGGAAAGCAAGGUCGAUUUCGAGGGAAUCUUUCGGGAAAGCGGGUAGACUUUUCCGCCCGUACCGUAAUUUCUCCUGAUCCCAACCUUCGUGUAGAUCAAGUUGGUGUCCCGGAGCGCGUCGCUAAAACCAUGACGUAUCCGGAACGAGUGUCACGUUACAAUAUCGAGAAGCUUCGUCAAAGGGUCCGGAACGGGCCGGACGUUCACCCUGGGGCCAAUCUUAUCCGCAUGAAGGACGGCUCGUUCGUCAAGUCGCUAUCGUUCGGCGACCGAGAGCUUGUGGCCAAGAAUUUGCGGUACGGAGAUGUUGUGGAGCGUCACAUGGAAGACGAUGACGUCGUAUUGUUUAAUCGACAGCCAUCGCUACACAAGGUUUCAAUUAUGGCUCAUCGUGCCAAGGUCAUGGAAUGGAAGACCUUCCGCUUCAAUACCUGCGUGUGCGCUCCCUACAACGCCGAUUUCGACGGAGACGAGAUGAAUAUGCAUUUACCGCAAACGGAAGAAGCACGUACGGAAGCCUCACUACUGAUGGGUGUAAAACACAACCUUACGACGCCUCGCAAUGGAGAGCCUUUGGUUGCGGCCAGUCAGGAUUUUCUCUCGGCGUCAUACAUGCUGACGCAGCGGGAUCGCUUUUUUACCCGGGAGCAGUUCUGCCAGUUGGUGUCUUACUACAGUGAUGCGUCAGAAGACAUUGACAUACCUUUCCCCACAAUUCUUAGACCUGUAGAGUUGUGGACGGGCAAGCAAGUAUUUGGCAUGAUGUUGCGACCAAACAGGAAGUCCUCCGUUCUCGUCAGUUUUGAAAACAAAGAAAAAAAUUACACAACGAACAAAUACUUUUGUAAGAAUGAUGGGUGGGUUGCGUUCCGAAACAGCGAACUUGUAAGUGGCAACAUUGCAAAGAAAUCUAUUGGGGACGGCAGUAAAAGUGGCUUGCUGUACAUUCUACUCCGAGAUUGCGGUGUGCACGAAGCCGCGAGCUGUAUGGACCGAUGGGCAAAGUUCUGUUCUCGUUUUAUGGGUGGUCAUCGUGGAUUGUCGAUCGGAAUUUCGGAUGUCACACCGUCCGCUCGCUUACGAGAUAUAAAACAUGGGAUUCUUUCUGAGGGAUACAAAAAGGAAAGAUUGAUCACGCCGAUGAAACAAGGAAGGCUAGAACUCCGUCCUGGUUGUGAUUUGUUGCAAUCUCUAGAAGAGAUCUUGAACGGAAUUCUUGGCCGACUACGAGAAUCAGCAGGUCAGGAAGCCAUGAAGGCUCUACCGUGGACGAAUACACCUCGCAUCAUGGCAGAAUGUGGGUCAAAAGGCAGUCCAUUGAACAUUUCGCAGAUGAUAUCUUGUGUCGGACAGCAAGCCGUAGGCGGCAUGCGUAUCCAAGAUGGGUUUGUAAACAGGUGUCUCCCACAUUUCGAAUAUCACAGCCUUAUACCAUCAGCCAAAGGAUUUGUAGCCAAUUCGUUUUACACCGGUUUAACGGCAACCGAAUUCUUUUUUCACGCCAUGGGAGGGCGAGAGGGCUUGGUAGACACGGCUGUUAAAACAGCUGAGACUGGUUAUAUGGCCCGUCGAUUAAUGAAAGCUCUUGAGGAUCUGUCUUUACAGUAUGACUCAUCGGUUCGCAAUAGCGAGAACACGGUUGUGCAGUUUACGUACGGCGACGAUGGUUUAAAUCCAAACAUGAUGGAGAACAACGAUAGGCCAGUCGAUUUUGAACGCCUACGCUUGCACAUAAGCCAAACAACUCCUUGUCCAACUGAGGAUUGUUUGAGUGCCGCUGCUUUAAGCACUACCGUUGAGAAGAAGUUGGCGGAGCCGAGAUUCCAGGCGUUACUACCAACAGGUCGUGUCUUUAUGCAGGAAAUUCGAGACUUUUUCAACUCAUUGGCGGAGAACCAAAACUCCCGCAUGACGGAGACGCAACUCGAGUUGCUGUUGACGGAGGCAUUGGACAAGUGUAUGCUUGCAUAUGUAGAGCCUGGCGAAGCAGUUGGUGCGAUUGGAGCUCAGAGCAUUAGCGAACCCGGUACACAGAUGACCUUGAAGACUUUCCAUUUCAGUGGUAUCAGCUCCAUGAACGUGACGCUCGGCGUGCCGCGAUUAAAGGAGAUCAUUAACGCGGCCAAACUGAUCUCAACACCUAUCAUCACAGCGAAGCUCGAAUGCGACAAUAACAAAGUUGCUGCACGUAUCGUGAAAGCGGUGAUUGAGAAAACUACUCUGGGUGAGGUGUCGAAGUACAUGAAAGAGGUGUACGCUCCUGGGAGCUGCUAUAUAAGUGUUGAACUAGAUAUGGAUGCUAUUGAACAGUUGAAGCUCAACGUCGACGUACAUAGUGUCCGUCGCUCCAUUCUUUACGGAACCAAAGGGAUCGCAAAGAAUGCGGGAAUGCAAAUGCUCAAAGCGGCGUUACCUAAUGUAAUUGUUCAAGGAAUUCCGACUGUAGCGCGAGCUGUUAUCAACGAAAGCAACCAAUCGGGUACACCGACAUACAAUUUAUUGAUGGAGGGCUACGGUCUACAAGACGUUAUGGGAAGCCCCGGUAUAGACGGAUUACAUACAACAACAAAUCACGUCUUAGAAGUUGAAGAUGUUCUUGGAGUCGAAGCCGCGAGGACACAGAUAUCUGCUGAGAUCGACAAUAUUAUGAGCGCAUACGGUAUCGGUAUUGAUCAACGACAUCUACUUUUGCUUUCGGAUGUUAUGACGUUCAAGGGAGAAGUUUUAGGCAUCACCCGGUUUGGUGUUUCUAAAAUGAGGGAGAGCGUUCUGAUGUUGGCGUCGUUCGAGAAGACAACUGACCAUUUAUUCGACGCGGCUGUACAUGGUCGAACAGACACAAUCGUUGGAGUCAGUGAAUGCAUUAUUAUGGGAAUGGAAGUACCAGUUGGAACUGGGCUACCCGCAUUGUACUGGAAAUGCACAAACUGA
This is a messenger RNA of Phaeodactylum tricornutum CCAP 1055/1, 3846 nucleotides long. RefSeq names its product rna polymerase C 157 kDa (gene RPC157). NCBI's taxonomy places the organism in Eukaryota, Bacillariophyta, Bacillariophyceae, Surirellales, Neidiaceae. Gene Ontology annotation, biological process: DNA-templated transcription. The record is from RefSeq and is a predicted model, not a curated record. Bases 1 to 3846 code for a protein of 1281 amino acids. Gene Ontology annotation, molecular function: DNA-directed RNA polymerase activity; DNA binding. The transcript is spliced from 6 exons.